AUGUUGCGCGCCACAGAGCGUCGAUGCAGCGAUGCAGAUCCCGUGGCGAGACCUGGCCCUGACUCUCACGAUGACGAUUCUCACGAUGACGAUUCUCAUGACGACGAUUAUCAGAGCAUCCCGUCCCGCGAAGAUGUUGAAUCUGCCCUUUCCGCCGAGGACAAUCUCGUGACCUUUGACGGACCUGAUGACCCGGCCAACCCCCUGAAUUGGUCCAGACGUGCCAAGUGGACGGCCACGAUCCUCGUCUCGAGCUUCACCUUCGUCUCGCCUAUAGCCUCCACCAUGCUGUCGCCGUCUCUCCCCGACCUCGAAGACGAGUUCGGGACCUCGGGCUUCGAGACAAAUCUCAUCAUGUCUAUAUUCCUGCUGGCUUACGCAAUAGGUCCGUUCAUCAUCGCACCGCUGUCCGAGAUGUACGGGCGGGUCGUCGUCUUGCAGUCGUCCAACAUGGUCUUUCUGCUGUUCAAUACAGUGUGCGGGUUUUCGAAGACCAAGGCGGAGAUCAUGGUCUUUCGCUUCCUGAGCGGUCUCGGCGGUGCCGCGCCCCAAGCAAUCGGAUCGGGCGUCCUCAGCGACUGCUGGUCCGCAGACGAGCGAGGAGGCGCCGUGGCCAUCUACAGCCUCGCGCCGUUUCUAGGUCCCGUCAUCGGACCGAUCGCCGGUGGCUAUCUCACCCAGUACAUAAGUUGGCGAUGGAUCUUCUGGGCAAUCUCCAUCCUCGAUGCUGUGGUCCAGGUCUUGGCCUUGUUCUUCCUUCCCGAGACGUAUCGCCCUGCCAUCCUAGCCAAGAAAGCCCGCCGGCUGAGGCGGUCGACAGGCAACAAGAACUACCUCACCGAGGUCGAGGCAGCCAACAGGACCUGGGCGGCUCUCUUCAGGAAGAGCAUCGUGCGGCCCCUGAUCAUGCUGACCACCCAACCCACGAUCCAGAUAACAGGCCUCUACCGCGGCUAUCUGUACGGGCUGAUGUACCUCGUGCUUGCAUCCUUUCCUGCCGUAUGGAAGGAUAAGUAUGACCAGGAGCCUGGGCGUGCUAGUCUCAACUACAUCUCGCUCGGUAUCGGUACACUCGUCGCUAACCGUUCACUGCAGACAUACAAACAUCUCAAGGAGAAACACAACACCACCGGCUGCCCGGAGUACCGGAUACCGCUCAUGUUUCCCACUGCCAUCAUUGCGCCUAGCGGCCUCUUGUUAUACGGUCUGGCAGCCCAUUACGAGGUCCACUGGAUUGUCCCCAAUAUCGGCACCGCUAUAUUUGCCAUGGGCCUGAUCCUCUCCUUUCAGUGUGCGCAGACGUACAUCAUCGAUUGCUACGAGACUUAUGCGGCCAGUGCUGCGGGCGCGUCGGCUUUCAUGCGCACCAUGGCAGGAUUCGGGUUUCCCCUGUUUGCUAACAAGCUAUAUGAGAGUCUUGGAAUCGCUGGCGGAAACGGGCUGUUGGCAGGCGUCGCAUUCGGCAUCUGCCUCGUCGUUUCUUCUAUCCUUUGGAAGUAUGGCAAGUGGAUUCGCAAGAAGAGCCCUUACUGCGCCGGGUAG
Molecule: messenger RNA, 1542 nt
Organism: Geosmithia morbida
Lineage: Eukaryota; Fungi; Ascomycota; Sordariomycetes; Hypocreales; Bionectriaceae
Product: Sugar (and other) transporter
Exons: 6
Coding region: 1-1542 (513 amino acids)
Biological process (GO): transmembrane transport
Molecular function (GO): transmembrane transporter activity
Source: RefSeq, a predicted model, not a curated record